GGUCGCGUCACGCGCGCGGCUGGCGGCCAUGGCGGGAAGCGAGUUGCGCAGCGGAGGCAGCUCCCCGCCGCCGCCCCACAGUGACUGGGGCCGUCUGGAGGCGGCCAUCCUCAGUGGCUGGAGGAACUUUUGGCAGUCCGUGGGCAAGGAAAGGGCGGCGCCGGCGACAUCCCAGGAGGAGGUGGAUGAGGAGGCCAGCACCCUAAUGCGGCUGCCGAUUGAUGUACAGCUGUAUAUUUUGUCAUUUCUUUCACCCCAUGAUCUUUGUCAGUUGGGAAGUACAAAUCAUUAUUGGAAUGAAACUGUACGAGAUCCGAUUCUGUGGAGAUACUUCCUGUUGCGGGAUCUUCCUUCUUGGAAUUCUGUUGAUUGGAAGUCUCUUCCGGAUUUAGAAAUCUUAAAAAAGCCUGUAUCUGCGGUCACUGAUGGUGCACUGUUUGACUAUAUGGCAGUCUAUAAAAUGUGUUGUCCACAUAGAAGAAGAUCCUCAAAAUCCAGCCGUCCUGUGUAUGGCGCUGUCACCUCUUUUUUGCACUCACUGAUCAUUCAGAAUGAACCACGAUUUGCUAUGUUUGGACCAGGUUUGGAAGAAUUGAAUACAUCUUUGGUGUUGAGCUUGAUGUCUUCUGAGGAACUUUGCCCAACAGCUGGUUUGCCUCAGAGGCAAAUUGACGGUAUUGGAUCAGGAGUCAGUUUUCAGUUCAGCAACCAACAUAAAUUCAACAUCCUGAUAUUAUAUUCAACUACCAGAAAAGAAAGAGAUAGAGCAAGGGAAGAGCAUACAAGUGCAGUUAACAAGAUAUUCAGUCUACAGAAUGAAGGGGAUGAUCAACAAGGAAGCCGGUAUAGUGUGAUUCCACAAAUUCAGAAAGUAUGUGAAGUUGUGGAUGGAUUCAUCUACGUUGCAAAUGGUGAAGCCCAUAAAAGUUUUGACUUACAUUCCUUAGGACAUGAAUGGCAAGAUGAAUUUUCUCAUAUAAUGGCAAUGACAGAUCCAGCUUUUGGCUCUUCAGGAAGACCAAUGCUGGUUUUAUCUUGUAUUUCUCAAGCGGAUGUAAAAAGAAUGCCCUGUUUUUAUUUGGCCCAUGAACUGCGCUUGAAUCUUCUAAACCACCCAUGGAUGGUCCAGGAUACAGAAGCUGAAAGUCUAACUGGUUUUUUGAAUGGCAUUGAGUGGAUUCUUGAAGAAGUAGAAUUUAAGCAUGCAAGAUGAUCCUUCUUUUGGGCCUUGAGAACGGAAACCAUUUGAAAUUUGUUACUAAUGUCAUGAUGUGGUUAUUUUCUCAGGUCAGCUUGCUUUGUCCUGCCUUUUUGUAGGUGGGCUGUACAUUGGACAACUGUAGCUAAUGCAUUUUCCAUAUUAUUUUUAAUUUUUACCUUAAAUCAAUUAUAAGAGUUUCAGCACUAUCAAUUAGCCUCUAAAUGAAACUUAAAAUUUUUUUUGAUAACUUUUAUAUUUUCUGUCUUUUUUAAAAUAUUAAAUUCUAGAAAAAUCAAGUUUGUGCCUUUCUCAUUCCUUGUGGCUGUUAUUCUUUUUGGUUCAAAGAUUGUCCUGGUAGAGAAGAGCAAAUUUGCUAAGCUUUCCAUAGCAUCUUUCCAAAGGUCUAGAGCUGGUUAUCAGGAAAGAAGUUUUUAUCUAUUUAUAACAAAUACACUGUUUAAAGACUGGAAUAGUAACUGGAAUUGCAUUUAAUAUGACAAUGCAACCUCUUUUUUUUCUGAAACAGUAGAAAGCAAGCUUAUAUCAUAUUGAAUAUUACUUAAGUAAUAUCAUACAUUUUCGACAGAAAGUUUGUAACAUUAUACAUAUAUUUGUAUGUAAUCUCUUUUAGGUGAAUGCCAUUACCAUCAUUGCCUUUUUAUCAGUGAGCUUGAUUUUGCAUGAUGAGCUAUUUGAUUAGGAAGUCUUUGACGAACACCUAAGAGCAUGCAGCUUCACAUACGUUAGAAUAUUCACUUAGAUACUUGUGAUUUUACUAUGGUAAGGCAUUAUUUCCAAUAAUGAUUAAUCCCAAGUUAUGAUGGAACAGUGGUUUUAUUUAUUGAGUACCUCAUGAGAAAGGCAUAAUGCUUUCACAUUAGCUCUUUCAACCUUCCAAUGUUACAAUUAAUGUAUUAUCUCUGAUACAUGGAGAAAAUGAAAAAAAUCACAUAUUUUAAUAUUAAGUCCUAAAUCACUUACCAGAUUAGAAUUAGUUCCUUGUGUCCUCUCUUACAGUACAUUCCAGUAUUUAUAAUCUAAAUUUUUGCUAAAUUAUUUUCAGUUUUUAGUUAAAUUUUCUACAGUGUCUCAAAUCUUUUUUUCUUCCACUAUAUCCUAUAAAACCUGGAUCUCUUUUCUGUUAAGUGGUCUUUUUCUAGUCCUAAUUACAUUUGGAUAGGAGGACUUGCUGCAUGUCUUGGUUUCCCCCCAUGACUCUUUGUAGUAUGUUAUAUGAUUUAAUGGUUUCUGUACUUUCUUGCUGUCUUUGACAAGUCCAUGGGCCCUUUCCAUUUUAGGUUUUUUAAGCUGUAAAAAACAGGGAGUAAGAGGGCAUUUUAAAAAAUACAAAUUAUGGGGAUGCUGCAAAAUUUUUAAAAUCUUUCAUUAUUGGAGCUUGGACUAAAUUCAGGCAAAGGGCAUGGUACUUUGUAUUGCAUAAAUUUUAAAUCUUAGAAAAACCCUGUAAGAUUGGUGGUAUUAUCCCCAUUUUGUACAUGAAGAAAAUAGGGCACGAGAAAAUAAGUAAUAUUCUAUAAUAAUCCAGGUCCAUUUCAUGGUGUGACUAGCGAAAGGACAUUAGAUAUGGAGUCAGAAAACCCCACACCUAAGCCUACAAGCCCCUACAAGUUAUUUCAGUGGCUAAUUAAGAAAUAAAUAUUCCUGACCUCUGUUGUGAUUCACUAAAUUCUCCUUGGUGCUGUAUCAGCAUUUACUAGGGAAGAAGUAAAGCAGUGGUUAUGUGUGCAAUGUCUGUAGCUGUGAAUAACCUAAUUCAAAUUCUGACUGCCAACUUCUUAGCUGUAUGACAGGGCAAGUCCCUUAACUUUUGAGUCUCAGUUUCUUUAUGUAGAGAAUGAGGAUAAUAAUAUCUACCUUGGAUUUCAGUCUUGGCUUUAUCAAGAACUGGAUGUAAGUAUCUGGGCAAGUAACUACUUCUGUGGGUAGGGCUCACCUUCAGCACUAACAGUGUAAGUUUUAUGAGUUUUUCAGUGUCACUCUCUUCUUUGAUUAUUCUGACAUCUGACAGCUAUUUUACAGUUAUGUUUAGCUGGUUUCAUGAAAAUUAAGGGUCAGGGUUCAGUCAGAUUCUAUCUCCACUAUUGAAAAAUAAAUGUGCUUUUUUAUGGUAUGUGAAGAGCUACAUGUGCUUAUUAGUAUAAUGAAUGCUAUUCUGUAAUGGUCUUAGGCUAUCUGUAACUUUAUAGAAAUCAUGGAAGCCCUUGUUUAAUAUAUUGAGGCAUUCAGUACUACAAUUGCAAUUAAAAUAAGCAUAUGCUAAAGGAAUAUUUGUUUUACUUAUGCUCAGAAAAAAUAUAAUUCUCUAUUUUACUGUCAGACUCAUUUUCCUAAACCAUGAGAUUGAUGCCAUUCCUCUGUUGAGAAACCUUCGAUUGCUUGUCAUUAUCCCUAGGAUAAGGAUUGAAAUUUCUAGCCCCACACUUCCAGCAUGGCCAAUCUUUCAUCUACUUUUCUGGUUAUAUUUCCACUUCUCUCUCACUUGAAGUUUCUAUUCCAACAAGCCGCCCUUUAAUUUACUAAGGUACAUUUACACAGCAUAAAAUGAUAAAAUGUACAGACUUUAUGUGAACAACUUGAUGAAUCUUGGCCAAAGUAUGACAGAAAUCAUGAUAAAAAAAUUUUCAUCACCCUCAGAAACCUUUUCCAAUCCCUUUCUAAUCAAUCCCUGAGCCUCUCUCACCCUAGAACCACCAUUCUCAUUUUUUUCAUUAUAAAUAAGUUUAGCCCGUUCUUAAAUUUCAUAUAAAUGAAAUCAUAAAGGAUGUGUUAUUUGGUGUGUCUGAGAUUUACAGUGCCUAUAUUAUAAGUUCAUUUUUAUUGCUGAAUAGUAUUCAUUGUAUGACUGACUAUAUCAGAAUAUGUUCAUCAUUCACCUCCCAAUGGACAUUUGAGUUGUUUCCAUUUUUUGGUUGUGAUGAAUAAAGCUGCUAUGAGCAUUCUUGUACAAA
This is a messenger RNA of Choloepus didactylus (southern two-toed sloth), 4170 nucleotides long. It is a transcript of the gene FBXO4, whose product is annotated as F-box protein 4. Bases 29 to 1213 code for a protein of 394 amino acids. Gene Ontology annotation, biological process: protein polyubiquitination; SCF-dependent proteasomal ubiquitin-dependent protein catabolic process. The transcript is spliced from 7 exons. Gene Ontology annotation, molecular function: protein binding. The record is from RefSeq and is a predicted model, not a curated record. NCBI's taxonomy places the organism in Eukaryota, Metazoa, Chordata, Mammalia, Pilosa, Megalonychidae. Gene Ontology annotation, cellular component: SCF ubiquitin ligase complex.